Ziziphus jujuba (common jujube) is the source of this 3077-nucleotide messenger RNA. Its product is annotated as pentatricopeptide repeat-containing protein At4g32450, mitochondrial. Gene Ontology annotation, biological process: RNA modification. Gene Ontology annotation, molecular function: protein binding; zinc ion binding; RNA binding. The transcript has 3 exons. NCBI's taxonomy places the organism in Eukaryota, Viridiplantae, Streptophyta, Magnoliopsida, Rosales, Rhamnaceae. The record is from RefSeq and is a predicted model, not a curated record. The coding region runs from base 434 to 2746 and encodes 770 amino acids.
UUUUUCCCCUCAACAUUCCAACUUUGAUUUUCAGAGAAAAAGGAAAAAAAAUAAUAACAAUGAAAAAAAAAAAAAAAGAAUUAGUAAAUGGUGCUAAAAUUCGAUCACUGAAUUUCUCUCCUCUUCCAUUUGGCCGGCGGGGGGAACAGGUUUCACCCAAAAUCAGUAGUUGAUGAUCAAACGUUUCGUUUUAUGUGAAGGGUAUUUUAGGCAAUUCAGGUGUUAAAUUAGUGAUGUUUAAAAGGGUUUUUCACUUUCAGUUUUUAAGCACACAAAAUAAUCGUUUUACAAGCCAAAAAAAAACCCCUCUCUUAUGCUCGAGAGCUCUGUCUGCACGGUCUCUCCCGCCAUCAGAGACCAGUCACACUCAGAGGCAGAAGAAAUUUUCGCACUGUUUCUCUAGGAUUUGAACAAGGAUAGGUUGUAGCCAUCAAUGUCCACAAAGAGAGCCACACUUCUAACAAUUAAUUCCAUUGCAACAUUGUCAAAGGCUUGUACUCCAUGCAGUGCUUCAGAUUCAACGAAAACCUUCACGUCGUUAAAACAUCUCAGUACUGCCGCUGAAAGAUGGGAUUUCCAAAAUGCUAAUGGGCAUCAAGUAGAAGUUUCUACAGAAUAUGACCAAAACCAAUACCCUAGUGGGUUUUACAAUGAGAGCCAAGACUUCCCAGUUUUUCAACAAAAAGCUAGUUUACAAAGCUCAGAUAGGCCAUUUGGUGCAAAAUCACAUGGGUUUUAUGGAGGUAACUCCAUGGAGCAUCAUCAGAGCUUGAACCACAAUAAUGAUUAUAAGGAAAGCGCUAGAAAUGAUUACACGAAGAACCCCAUUGGACAAAAUAGAAUUCACAGUGGAUUUAAUGGGCAAAACGAUGGUGAUUUUCAGCGAAGCUCAAAUGGGUUGUACCAUAAUUCUGGUGGUGUUCUCAGGGAAAGCACUAGUAAUGCAAAUUUUGACAAUUUAUCAGGGAGAAAUGGAUAUUUUGGUGGGUAUCAUGGUCAGAGCAAUGGUGUGUUCCAGCAUAAUUUGAGUGGGGUCCAUACAGAUAGUUCAAGGGCUUCCCAGCAGAGACCAAAUGAUUCCUUUCAAAGUUACAGUGGAAUUUACAGGGGAAGCACAAUGAAUCAGAAUGGCCCAGUUCAGCCAGAUGGAAACUUUAGUGAGUAUUAUGAGAAUAAGAAUAGUGAGUUGCGGAACCAUAACCCUAAUGUUGCACAUGGAGGAUAUGAUAAUAUACAGAAUCCACAUGCCUCUAUCCAGGAGAGACACAGAGAAGUAAUACAGAACCAAUAUGGGUAUAAUUCACAAGGAAUUUCAGGGUUUUGUGGAAGCCCAAACAAGAAUUCUGGACACAUUCAGCCAAGCCUCAAUGCUUAUGAUGCAAUGGAUGUUAGAAUGCAUCAACAGAUCCCUAGUUCUGGACGGUAUCUGCAAAACCCACACCUUGGAAUUUAUAAGCAAACUUCAAGUACUUUACAGAAUCCUGUGGUCAAUUCUGAAGUAUCUUGUGACCCUAAACCUGAAGAGGAGCUGAAUGAUGCAUCUGAAAGUAGCCCAUAUAAUGGUACUCUUGAGGAGCUGGAUGGUUUCUGCAAGGAGGGGAAAGUCAAGGAAGCUUUGGAGGUUUUAAGGUUGUUAGAGAAACAUCAUGUUCCUGUAGAUUUGCCCCGUUAUUUACAGCUAAUGUGGGUAUGUGGUGAAGCUAAAGCUCUACAGGAAGCAAAGGUUGUUCAUGAAGAUAUAAUAAGAGCUUUAUCCCCUCUACAAGUCAGCACCUACAACAAGAUUUUAGAGAUGUAUUCAAAAUGUGGUUCUAUGGAAGAUGCAUUUGUGGUAUUCAACAAGAUGCCAAAGCGCAAUUUGACAUCAUGGGACAUUAUGAUAACAUGGCUUGCUAGGAAUGGUCUCGGGGAGGAUGCUAUUGAUCUGUUCACUCAGUUCAAAGAAGCAGGGCAUAAACCUGAUGGUAAACUUUUCAUUGGGGUUUUUAAUGCUUGUAGUGUUGUGGGAGAUAUUUAUGAAGGAAUGCUGCAUUUAUCAUCAAUGAAGAAAGAUUUUGGCAUUGUCCCGACCAUGGAUCAUUAUAUAAGUGUAGUACAUAUGUUUGGAAGUGUAGGCUAUCUGGACGAAGCUUUAGAGUUCAUUGAAAACAUUCCCUUGGAGCCUAGUGUUGUUGUUUGGGAAACCUUGAUGAAUUUUUGCAGAGUUCAUGGGAACUUGGAGCUUGGGGAUCGUUGUGCUGAGAUUGUUGAGCAGCUAGACCCUUCUCACCUUAAUGAGCAAUCAAAGGCUGGCCUUGUUCCAGUGAAAGCUUCAGAUCUUGCAAAAGAGAAAGAGAAGAAAGCUCAAAAUCUUUUGGAAGUAAGAAGCCGAGUCCAUGAAUAUCGGGCAGGAGAUACAUCUCAUCCUGAGAAUGAUAAGAUUUAUGCUCAACUUAGGGGUUUGAGGGAACAAAUGAAAGAGGCUGGUUACAUUCCAGAAACUAGAUUUGUGUUACAUGACAUUGAUCAAGAAGGCAAAGAGGAUGCUUUACUUGCUCAUAGUGAGAGACUCGCUGUAGCUUAUGGCCUCCUUAAUAGCUCAGCUCGUUCACCUAUUAGAGUUAUAAAAAAUCUUCGUGUUUGUGGCGAUUGCCAUACCGCAUUGAAGAUUAUUUCAAAAAUUGUUGGCAGAGAACUCAUCAUACGUGAUGCUAAGCGGUUCCACCAUUUCAAAGAUGGCCUAUGCUCAUGUCGGGAUUAUUGGUGAAUAAAGUGAAACUUGAGAGUUCUUGAAGGAAGAGCCAUUAGGCUCACUCACCUGAAACUAAUGACGAGAAAUCACAUGUCAUGUCACCCUGCGAAGCUACUUAUCUCUGCCAUGUGGAUGGAUGUUCUCUAACUGUGACCUGAUUAUUUUGUGCAUGCAUGGACAAUAAGACCAAAGCUUUAAUAAGGAGUGUGUGUACAACCACUUGAGGAUCAUUCUUUGGGUUAGUCUGAGAUGGUUAUAUCUGUUGUCCAUCUAUUUAAUUAGUUUUGUGACUAAGCAAUAUAUACAACGAUGAAAUAUAUAAUAUGCACUAUGAUUUUGAUGGUUC